Messenger RNA from Aspergillus terreus NIH2624, 1386 nucleotides. Its product is annotated as glycoside hydrolase family 39 protein. The transcript is spliced from 3 exons. Bases 1 to 1386 code for a protein of 461 amino acids. NCBI's taxonomy places the organism in Eukaryota, Fungi, Ascomycota, Eurotiomycetes, Eurotiales, Aspergillaceae. The record is from RefSeq and is a predicted model, not a curated record.
AUGGCUGUCUUUUCCAAUAUAGUAUUCAUCUUGGCGGCGUUGACCGUCCACCCGGGUAGGGCCCUGGGGCAGACGGCCACUGUUGACGCCGCGGUCAGCCUGGGGACUCCGGCUCAUCUGGCUUCUGGCUGGAUUUACGGUAUCCCAGAUGCCCAGGGCCAGAUUCCGGAUCGAUUCUACACCGAGUCCGGUUAUCGGUAUGGUCGAGCCGGCGGGGCUCAGCUGCACGACGAGGGACAACGGGGUUGGAUAUGGGGACCAUCGGACUAUGAGGGCCGCUUCCAGUCUUUCCUCUCAAACUAUCACACUACAAGAAAAUACGGUGGACGGUUCCAGCUUCUGAUUCAUGACCUCUGGGGUGCGGACGGCGGCCAGAAUUCAAGCGCCCCGUACCCGGGCGACAACGAUGACUGGACGUCUUAUGAUGAAUUUCUCACGGCGCUCAUCGAUGAUAUCCAGUCAAAUUCGGCGACAGAGGGCUUGGACAUCGACAUCUGGAACGAGCCGGAGCUUGAGUACUUUUGGGGAGGCCGUUCAACAGCCCAGUGGCUCAACCUCUGGGGUAGAACCUACCAUCGUCUGAGGGAUGCCUUCGGGCCUGACGUCCUCCUCGUCGGACCAUCUCUUUCCGAGGCACCGUCGACUACCAGCUCGUGGUGGUCGCAGUAUCUCACUUUCAUCCGUUCUAACUCGUCAAUCCCGGAUCAAUAUACAUGGCACGAGGAGGGGGAGUCGUCUGAUCCUCAAAGCAGCAAUGCCACGCUCAAGGCGCUGCUCCCCCAAUACGACCUACCUUUCCGACCCAACAAUGUCAACGAAUAUGCCAUAGCUGCCUACCAGGUACCCAGUGCCGACGCGUGGUUUAUCAGCCGCCUCGAACGCCACGAGACGAUCGGUCUUCGGGGAAACUGGGCCUCCUCCACGGCCCUGCAUGAUUUCCUUGCUGGUCUGGUUGGAAAGCCCAAUGCAGGGACGUCGGCAUACGACGGCACGGGGACUGGGUACUGGCCCACGGGCGAGUUCCAAGUAUAUCGUUACUACAAUCUAAACCAGACAGGGACGCGUGUCGGCACCACCGGCUCCGCAGAUAACAACUUCGACGUCUACGCCACUCACGAUGGCUCGACACUGAAGAUUCUCAGCGGAAGUAAAGCCCAGACGGGAACCUGGAACAUCACGGUGACCAAUCUCUCGUCUCUGGGCCUCCCGACGUCUGGGAGCAUCGACAUCACCACCUACGAAUUUGGCUGGAAUGGCCAGUAUGGUGAAGUGGACGCGCCUACAUAUAAGGGCCAGGUGACCCAUACAUACGCCAAUGACGAGGUGACAUGGUGGGUUGAAUUCUCAGAUGCGAACGUAGCGUAUGCUUUUGAAUUUGGCUUUUAG